This is a messenger RNA of Mycena citricolor, 303 nucleotides long. The record is from the annotation of a GenBank genome assembly. NCBI's taxonomy places the organism in Eukaryota, Fungi, Basidiomycota, Agaricomycetes, Agaricales, Mycenaceae.
UCUACCCGCAACGCAGCGCUCAAGGUCAGUGCCGGCGGUCUCACUCCAUGUUUCCACCUCGCGCAACCAUUGAACUUGCGGCUGGGACAGAACAAUAUGACGUACGGCAAUCCCGUUCGCGUGAUACGCGGCCCCGAUGGGAAUGAUGCGUGGUGCCCGCGACAGGGGUACAUUCAGGUGUAGCCUUUCGAUGGCCUGAGACUGACGGAAACUAGAUACCGCUAUGACGGUUUGUACGAUGUCGUGCGAGCAUGGAUGGAGGAAGGGAAGGCAGGGUUCAAGAUGUGCAGAUUCGAACUCAGG